This is a messenger RNA of Python bivittatus (Burmese python), 1484 nucleotides long. Its product is annotated as survival motor neuron protein. The record is from RefSeq and is a predicted model, not a curated record. NCBI's taxonomy places the organism in Eukaryota, Metazoa, Chordata, Lepidosauria, Squamata, Pythonidae. Gene Ontology annotation, biological process: mRNA processing. Gene Ontology annotation, molecular function: RNA binding. Gene Ontology annotation, cellular component: cytoplasm; nucleus.
UCCUCCCAGCCGAUGCUUGGCGGAGGAGGCAGCGGCCGCGCGGUGGCCUCCGGGAAAGGCGCCUUCCUUCGGUCGUACUGCGCUUUUCGCUCCGGCUGCGAAGCUCACAUGGCUUCCCGCGAAGAGCACGAUGCGGUCCUGUUCAGACGGGGGGCCGGGCAGAGUGAUGAUUCUGAUAUAUGGGAUGAUACAGCACUCAUAAAAGCAUAUGACAAAGCAGUUGCAUCUUUCAAGAAUGCCUUGAAGAAUGAUGACUGUUCAGAGCCUUUGGACAAAACUGACCAAAAUGCUGGAGCAAAAAGAAAAAAUAAUAAAAAGAAUAAGAGUAGAAAGAAAAGUAAUGCUACAACACAGAAACAGUGGAGAGUUAAUGAUGCAUGUAGUGCAGUUUGGUCCGAAGAUGGCAAUGUAUACCAAGCAUCUAUUACCUCAAUUAACUGGAAGAAAGGAACUUGUGUAGUAGUUUAUACUGGAUAUGGUAAUAGUGAAGAGCAGAAUUUGUCAGAUCUUUUACCACCGAUGGAUGCUGAGGGAACUAAUGAAGAGAAAAGUGCUGCUGAGAAUGAAAAUGAGACUCAGUAUUCAACAGAUGAAAGUGACUUUUCCUUCCGGUCACCUCAAAGCAAACACAAUCAUACAAAAUCAGCGCAGUGGAAUUCCCACUUUCCUCUUCCACCAUCACCUUCAGUACAAGGCUCAGGAAAGGCUGGAAGGAAAUUCACUGGGCCUCCACCUUUCUUAUCAGGCUGGUCUCCACCAUUUCCAUCAGGGCCACCGUUGAUACCACCUCCUCCACUUCUUAGUUCAGAUUCUCCUGAUGAUGAUGAAGCUUUAGGAAGUAUGUUAAUAGCUUGGUAUAUGAGUGGUUACCACACUGGCUAUUAUCUGGGUUUAAAGCAGGGCCGAAUGGAAGCUACCUUGGAAAGACACGCCCACUCAAAGUAACUCUGAGAGAAAGAGUCCACCUCUACCCCUGUCAGCAGAGGAGCCUCACUGAUAACAACACAAUUGAACAGAGAAUGCUCAGAGAUGAAAAUCUGCCACUAAUGCAUUUGUCUACAUUAUUUUCAUUGCUAGCAAGACUACUGACUGGGUUACCCUGCUGUUAUCAUCCUGUGGUCAUCCUUAGGUGCAUAUUUUGGACAAAUUGAAUAAUCUUCAGGUAAAUUCUGAUAAUUUAAGUCCAUGCUGAUUCUUAGAGUCAACUUCCAAGAUGAAGACUUACCUUCACUUCUAGCUCUACAGCAACAUUAUCCUGAUGUAUUCCACGUUGUAGUUGUGGACAGUAGCAAUGACCUGAGCUGAAAAACUGCUUUCGUGCGUGGACUAUCCAGGAUCCAGGACUAGAACAACUCUUUUGUCAGUUAAUGGUCGCUUACUAUCAUUCAACUGGUUUGAAAUAUUGGUCAAUAAAAUUAACCUUUUCCAAAUUGAUUUUCUUUUUUCUUUUUCAGUAAGCUUACUGAUAUCUAGAACAGGUAGAA